AUGAAGUUCUUUACACCUAUCAUCUUUGUUGUCUUUGCUGCUUCCGCCGUGAUGGCUAGAUCUAUUGCUAAGGAAGUCGACGAGAAAGCUUCCACAACCGAAACUGCCACAGUUAUGGGCAUUUCAGAAGCCGAAGUGCGUCAAAAACAAGCCGGCUGCGACGUGGGAAUUUGCCAUCCGUUCUAUUGUCCACAAAACUGUUAG
Molecule: messenger RNA, 204 nt
Organism: Radiomyces spectabilis
Lineage: Eukaryota; Fungi; Mucoromycota; Mucoromycetes; Mucorales; Radiomycetaceae
Exons: 2
Coding region: 1-204 (67 amino acids)
Source: RefSeq, a predicted model, not a curated record